This is a messenger RNA of Hypoxylon fragiforme, 2082 nucleotides long. RefSeq lists its product as uncharacterized. Lineage: Eukaryota; Fungi; Ascomycota; Sordariomycetes; Xylariales; Hypoxylaceae. The transcript is spliced from 2 exons. The record is from RefSeq and is a predicted model, not a curated record. The coding region runs from base 201 to 1445 and encodes 414 amino acids.
AAACAUCUCGAUCGAUCUCACUCCUUGAUUCUUACCAAAUUCCGCUCUGUUCACCUUGUUGGAACAAAGCCAGAACCAGGUUUCUCACUUAGACUCAGCAGUCUCACAUCAAAUCGAUCUUUCAGUUCAUUUCACUCAUAUCCAGGAGAUUUUAUCGGCAGGAACCAAAAAAAUCGUCUUAGAUUAACUUUACCGUCAAAAUGUUUUACGCAAAGACUGCCAUUACUGCCGGGCUCAUUGCCACGGUCAACGCUCACAUGAAGAUGAACAGCCCUGCGCCCUUUGAUCCCGCAUCACUUAACAACAGCCCUCUUGACGCCAGCGGCAGCGACUUCCCUUGCAAGUUCGGCAAUGGUUACUCGGCCACGGGUGGUACCGUUAACUCCUACGCGCUUGGAUCCCAGCAGACCCUUUCGUUCAUCGGCCAGGCCACGCACGGAGGUGGUUCUUGCCAAGUCUCGAUCACCUACGACACCGCGCCGACCAAGGACAGUGUUUGGAAGGUGAUCCACUCGAUCGAAGGUGGCUGCCCCGCGAAGGGCACGAGUGGUAACUUGGGCGAGAGCGCCGAUGCUGAGGACCCAUACACCUACCCUUACACCAUCCCCAGCGACAUUCCGGCGGGCAAGGCGACCAUUGCUUGGACGUGGUUCAACAAAGUGGGCAACCGCGAAAUGUACAUGAACUGCGGACAACUCGAACUCACCGGAACCGGAGGUACUCAGGACAACUUCGACAAGCUACCAGAUAUGCUCGUGAUGAACAUUGCUGGUAAGCCCACGACCCUGGAGAGCUACGACUACAAAUUCGAGAACCCCGGCUCCUCCGUUGAGGACAACACCAGCGGUAGCCAAGUUGCCACCUGUGGUACCAGUGGCUGCACAGCAGGAGAUACUGCCCCUGUUGUUAGUAUUGGAGCAGGCUUGAACGUGGGAUCAGGAUCAGGAUCUUCAGCUUCGGCGGGAUCGGGAGCGGCAUCGUCUUCUGCCGCAGCCCCGGCGGCUGGUACUUCUACCAGCUUUGAUGGUGGUGUCUUCCUCACUCAGCCCCUGUCCGGAUCGCCUGCGACCUCGACGGCACAGGCUGCCCCUACCACUGCUACCCAGGCUACUCCUACCACCGAAGCUGCUGCUACCACUCCUACCACCCUAGCUACAGCUACUUCCGCAACCCAAGCUGCCCCUGCACAGACCUCCGCAGCCAGCAACGCUGGUUCCGGUACCGGUUCAAGCACUGGCUCCGGAGCCGCCAUGUCGGGUGCUUGCACCGCUGAAGGCACCUUCAACUGCAUGGGAUCCAGCUACCAACAGUGCGCCUCUGGCCAGUGGUCCGUAACGAUGCCUCUCGCCGCCGGAACCUCGUGCAGCGGGGGCCAGAGCAUGUCGCUCAGCAUCGCCGCCUUGGCCGGAAAGGUGAAGCGAUCAGGCCGUGCAUUCCGCGGUUAAAGAACCCCUCCCUUCCCACCCACAAUCUUUUUUUCUCUACAUAUAUCCAACUGCACACAUUUCAUGGCCGCUUUCUUUUACACACGGGUAAAAAGAGAGAGAAGGAAGAUGAAAACAAAAAGGGAUGUGUCAUGAUAACGAUGUGUUGAAUAUUUAGCAUGGCAAACUUUAAGGGAUAUAUCCACGGGGUUCUUUUUCUGUCUGUUCCUUCUCCCUAUGGCCCGGCGCGCAUUUGACCGGAGAGGGGGGUUUUCUUACUUUUUAUACAUCUUUGUACCAUUACCAAUUCUUCUGUACAUAUCUUCAUUUGAUUUUCGAGAGAUACCUUAGGUAAAUACAAGGCUACCUAUUCAUGACCUAUACUAUAUCGAGCCAGGAGGUAAAUAGCCUAUUAUGGUGAUUGGGGUGGUAAAUACGUGGUGUAAAGGUCACAGUAAGAGGAUUGGUUCAUCAACCGGUCGUAGAAUGGUUUUAUAGAUAAAUGGAUUCAGUAGGUACUCUAGAAAUACAGUAUAUAGUGACAAAAUGGCAGGUCUAUCAUUCACUAUCAAGUAAAGUUUUAUCGUGAUUUGUGUCGUUCAUAUAUGUAUGUUAGGUAGUUCUCACAUGAUGAUGGCAAUAGGGGAAUAAGGUGAAU